AUGGAGCUCACGGUCGUGGGCGAUUUCCCUCUGUCUGAGGGAUCGAAGCGGUUGGCGUCUGAAACGGUGCCAACUGCAGAUCACCCAAGCAAGAGACUACGGCAGUCAUCCGAGACGCCGCAGUUGAUGACUGAAGCCACUUUGAGCCAGGGUGUUGAUGAAGUCGAACACCGCCAAGCAGGACCACCCGCGUGGAGCAAUAGUCGCCAACAGAUCGGUGACACCAUCGAGUGGUUCCACUGCAUGCAAGGCGGAGCUGCUCAUAAUGGUCUGAAGUGCACUGGUGUCCUCCUGGAUGCUGACAAUGGUGAACGCUCGCUUAUGAGCGACGAAGUCAUCAUUACUCGCACGGGCGGUGAUUGUACAGGAGCCGGACAAACCCUUAGUCUCAAACAGAACCAGUCCCCAAAGGGCAUCAUCAUCAGAUCAAUCAUGGCUAGUCUUCGAGCUAAGAAGCCUGUGGGAGUUAUCGUUGGUGUGAGGAAUGAACUCCUAAAGGUCAAAAUCCCACACCGAUACUGUGUCAUGGACUGGUUUCUUAUCACCAAUGUAUGGAUGGAGAAAAUGGGCAAGUAUGCGGGUUUCCGAUUUCGUUUGGAGAAGCUGGAUCUAUCCACCAAAGGAUGGUGGGCAGAGCAGGGACCAAAUGAAGAGCUUCCUCUCGCUCCUCGCAACUUGAACCGUCCCCCACCAACCCGGGAGUGCAGUGUGUGUGGCAAGCCAAGCAUACAAGUCUACAUCCGACCUGGGUGGAUGUGUCUUGAGCCAUCAUGCCGGAAAUUCUGGAAAAUUGGGAAUAAGGAGCCGAAGGAGUUUGAAUACCACCCUGAUUUCCUUAACUACCGCCACCCCAGAGGUCCCGACAUCCCAAACUCUGGUCCUUUGGUCAACGUGGUAGACCGAAACCUUGAGCCACCAGAGGGAGUUGCCGAUCGUGAGGAAUGGAGAGGCAUUGUUUGCCCAGAAUGCCGAAAGUGCAUCCAGCGGGUGACCUGGGAUGCCUGGGACUGCACGGAUGAUGCCCUACGUGAGCCUGAAGAGACCUGUUGCUACAGGGUUGUGAGAAGAAUCCGCGAGAUUCCUCUGCAAUCUAUCCUCAAAGGCGUCAGGCCCUACACUCGGCGCCAGCUGCAAGCUAGCAUUCAACCCGUCAUCGACAAGCGCUCACUCGAGCCAUACGAACUACGCACUUACGAAAUCCCCAACGGUGGUUCGAUCACGCACUUUGUUUCAAACCCCACCAUCAACGAGCGUGCAGAUGGCCCAAAUCAUCUGUUCAGCGAACUUCAAAGGCUCGACCUAGGCCUUAAACGCUACCCACUUGGGUCUGCUCAAGGUGAGAACGAAAAGGAGGGCGGAGGAGCCGAAUCGCAUCCACGCCAUUUACCUGUGUCAUCUAAACGCAAGUCAUCUAAACGCAAAUCAUGUAAAAAGUCUACUUGUCGCGUGAAAGGGACACUUACAUGUCACUUUGCUGUGAACUAUGGUGUCCCCUACAAGUAUGUUGUCUCUGUGGAAUCCAGGGCUUUUAGUGAUGCCCCUGUCCCAAUCCUCACAGCUUUGGGUCGCCUGUCUUGGGCAACUGAAAAGGCUGUCACUGGCGCCGGGGGUCAGUAUCAGGCACCCAAUGAACUGCUUGCGCUUGGGUAUUUCGAACAGAUGAGCAUCGGAUUUCAUGACGAUGGCGAGAAAGGCCUGGGCCCAACCAUUGCGACACUCUCCUUGGGAACCCGGUCACGGAUGCACAUCCGAAUGAAGGACAAAUACUACUUUGGGAUCAGCAAAAGUCAUGUUGCUACCUCAGAUGACCCUGUCCUGCCAGGUUGCAUCAACGAAAAGGAGCGGCGAUCUCUCAAGAAAAGUUUUGACAAGGGUCAAAUCACCGCGGAGGAUUUUGCAGCCCAGAGGGUAGCUAUGCUACGCAGACCCGGGUCACGACACAGCCCGAAAUUGCUGUCGCUCGAGUUGAAACAUGGUGAUCUCGUCGUGAUGCAUGGGGCAGCUCUGCAGAAGUACUAUGAGCAUGCGGUGGAACCCGACAACGGCCUACGGUUUGCGCUUACUGCACGGUACAUCGAGACCAACAGCGACAUGGAUCGCAUCAAGGGCUCAUUCAAGCUUCAGGACAAUCAGAUUUACGACGGGCAGUGA
This is a messenger RNA of Penicillium cataractarum, 2151 nucleotides long. RefSeq lists its product as uncharacterized. The transcript has 9 exons. Lineage: Eukaryota; Fungi; Ascomycota; Eurotiomycetes; Eurotiales; Aspergillaceae. The coding region runs from base 1 to 2151 and encodes 716 amino acids. Gene Ontology annotation, biological process: DNA repair. The record is from RefSeq and is a predicted model, not a curated record.